Messenger RNA from Cylas formicarius (sweet potato weevil), 2281 nucleotides. Its product is annotated as T-cell immunomodulatory protein. Gene Ontology annotation, cellular component: plasma membrane. Lineage: Eukaryota; Metazoa; Arthropoda; Insecta; Coleoptera; Brentidae. The transcript is spliced from 2 exons. The record is from RefSeq and is a predicted model, not a curated record. Bases 175 to 1983 code for a protein of 602 amino acids.
GUAAGCACUGUAAAUGACAAAUCCCUUGACAAAUCAAUGUAAAGAGGAUUAGCACUAUUUGCAAAGCUAUUACAUUUUCAGGAAAAAAAAAGACUUUCUCUUAAAUUUGUAGCUUUUUAGUAUAGUUUGGGUGUAAUUAUGUAGUUUAAAUUGUGCAAACAGUUAAAAAUAAUAAUGAAUCUUCAAUGGGUGACCUUUUUAAUUGGAACACAAUGUUUAGUUUUUGGAGUUGUAUGGUCCAGCGAUAUUACUCAUCUAGUAUUUUCGGGAUUUACGGAUGGCAUGCCGGCAGCUUUUGGUGAUUUCAAUUCGGAUGAACUUACAGAUGUGUUUGUCUUGCUGGAUAACCAAAAAACUCUUGAGAUAUUAUUGGCCUAUGAAGAAGAACCUUUGUUAAGACCAGCCAAACAAGAACGUUUAAGGUGUCCAUUUAGCAAUUCCAUUAUUACAAGUGUGGUACCAGGGGACUUUGACGGAGAUGCUUUGAUGGAUGUUAUGGUGACUACCAUUCACAAGAGAACCGAACAAGACAGCGAACUUGAACGAUCCUUAACUUAUGUGCAUAUUUUGUGGGGAGGAGCUACGUACUUGAAUUGCAGUGAUGAAGAAAAACCGAUUAUUCAAAUGAUUGGACAACCAUUAGCAUUUGAUUACAAUCAAGAUUUGAUAAUUGAUUUAUUUGGACAAGAUGAACAUAAUAAUCGAAUGUUUUGGGUAUUUAAUAACACCAGAGGGCCACCACAAGCAAUACCUAUGGAAGAUAAUAGAAGUAGGGCAGAGUUAAGAAGACCUCAUGCUCAUGCAUUUUUAGAUCUCAGCGGCGAUUUUAUGUCUGAUUUAUUUAUAACAACCAAAGAAAACACUGCUGAAAUAUGGCUUGGUAGCAAAACUCCUGGAAAAUUUGUAUACAAUUCGGUAAUUCAAUUUCCUAAAGAUGCAAAAGUAAUUGGUCAGUCUAUAUUCAUCGAUGUUGAAUUGCGGGGUCAUAUGGAUUUAGUUACACCAAUAUGCUAUAAUGAGUUUUGCACGUCUAGUGCCCUAAUGGUAUAUUCAGAUGGUGAAUGGUUAAAUUUGCAGGUAAAUUUCAAAGAUGACAACUCAAAUCUUUGGCGGUUUUACUUGAAACCAGGAAGUAGAUACACUGAUACUAUUACACUAAGAAGUGGGGAUUUUAAUAUGGAUGGAUAUCCAGAUAUGUUGGCCACAUUGGCACGCGAAGGCAGUGAUUACCCCCAGUCAUUCUUAUUAGAAAAUGUUGCUUGCAAAUCGGGAUGCGGGAAAUUUAAACGGUCAUAUGCUAUAAACUGGAAUGCUUUAAGUCCUUUUAGAAAUGGCACUGCAAUGGCUUCCUUCUUUGACUUUUAUCAAGAUGGAAUAUUGGAUUGUAUCAUAGUAACUUACAAUGGCAAAGAAUAUCAUGCUGCUGCAUUCAGGAAUAGUCUGGACUAUGAUGCCAACUUUAUAAAAGUGAUGGUAUUGACUGGUUUAACAAACAAAAAUAAUCAGAUGAUUAUGGGUAGGGUGGGUAAGAAAAGACGUACCUACGGUACUAAUCUGCCAGGACCUCUUAUUUCAUACAAAACCACUACACAAGAAGGCAGUUUGCGGCAUGGAAUAUCAGCACAGCUUCCACAGUCUGCUCAUUUUAGUUUAAAUUUACCUUACACAACGUUUGGUUUAGGAAGGACUCCGAAUUUUGUUGACUCUGUUACAGUAGGUCUUUCUGAAAAUCACAAAUCUUGGACGCAAAUCAUUCCUAACUCCCAGAUGGUGGUGAUCCCGUGGCCUCCGGAUCAACCAUAUAAGUGGAAAGCACAGUUAUUUGUCACUCCAAGCAAAUUGAUAUUGAUGUCUGUUGCUGCAUUAACUGCGGUUUGUGGCAUUAUAACUGUGAUAAUUGGGGUUUUGCAUUGGAAGGAAAGGCAAGAGGAUAAGAAGGAAAGGCUAUCAGAGUCUCAUAGGUUUCAUUUUGAUGCUAUGUAAAACACUGUCUACCAAAGUUUUAGUUCAGCUUUUACACAAUAUUAAACCAAAUAAAUGACUACUGUUCUUGAAAGUUAUUAUGAUAUUAAAUAAUAAUUUCAAAUGCUACUAUUCUUUGUUGUCCUUUGUUUUGUAUUAUAUAAAAUGUACAGUAACAUAUUUGUGUAUUAAACCAGUACCGAUGUAACAAUUUAUGUUAAUGUAGGAACCGCUUUUAUUAUAUGAUAAAAGAUUGUUGAAGGAAAUAUUCACAAUCUAAAAUUUUUUGAUAAAAUAGAUACUUGUAUAUACUAGAAAA